Messenger RNA from Gadus morhua (Atlantic cod), 1637 nucleotides. RefSeq names its product retinol dehydrogenase 1 (gene rdh1). The transcript has 6 exons. Gene Ontology annotation, biological process: steroid metabolic process. Lineage: Eukaryota; Metazoa; Chordata; Actinopteri; Gadiformes; Gadidae. Gene Ontology annotation, molecular function: oxidoreductase activity. The record is from RefSeq and is a predicted model, not a curated record. Gene Ontology annotation, cellular component: intracellular membrane-bounded organelle. Bases 266 to 1258 code for a protein of 330 amino acids.
AAAGAGGCGACAGAGUGAAAAAGCCUGUCAUACCUGUCUAAAGUGUGAGUCCUGCCUUCAUUGCUUGCAGCCAUUGUAAAAUCCAGUGAAUGUCUUUGAUUGGACGUGCCAAAACCACGUCCUCAGUAUACUGCGCAAUCUUGGAAGUAUUUCACAAAUGUUUGAUGGCUUACUGUAGAGUCGGCAAGAGCUGAGUGAAGUUUGAAUAAGUAAGCAUCAUAUAUGAUUUUCCUUCUCUUACGGGACGCUACCAUCGAGCCCAGCUAUGGAUGCUUCCAAUGUAUUCAUGCCUUGUUGUGAGGGAUAUUUGGCCUUAAUAUGCGCUGUAAUUUCUAUCGUUUUUAUCGGCUGGUUCAUCCGAGACUCCCUCAAGCUCGACAGCUUCCAUACCAAGCAUGUGUUCAUCACCGGCUGCGACAGCGGCUUCGGGAACCUGCUGGCCAAAAGUCUGGACCGUAAGGGCUUCAACGUGAUAGCCGCGUGUCUGACGGAGCAGGGCGCCUCGCAGCUCUCCUCCGGGGCCUCCCGCAGACUCAAGACGGUGCUGCUCGACGUCACCAACGCCGAGAGUGUCCGCCGCGCCGGGGAGUUUGUGAGCGCCGAGGUCGGCGAGCGAGGUCUGUGGGGGCUGGUGAACAACGCGGGGCGGUCGCUGCCCCUCGGGCCCACGGACUGGCUGCAGCUGGCGGACUUCACUAAGGUGCUGGACGUCAACCUGACGGCCGUGAUCGGCGUGACGCUGGAGCUCCUGCCCCUGCUGAAGAGGGCCCGCGGCAGGGUGGUGAACGUGGCCAGCGUCCUGGGGAGAGUGGCCAUCCUGGGAGGGGGCUACUCCAUCUCCAAGUACGGAGUGGAGUGCUUCUCCGACAUCCUCAGAAUGGAGAUGUCCCACUUUGGCAUCAAAGUGUCGAUCCUGGAGCCAGGCUUCUUCCAGACCGCCGUCACCCGCCACGACCUCAUGGAGGAGAACCUCCGAGCUCUGUGGGACCGCCUUCCCCAGGACGUCCGGGAAGCCUACGGGCCCAAAUACGUUGAACAAUAUCUGAAGUACCAGAAGUUCAACCUGUGGCUGAUGUGCAGCCCAGACCUCACCAAGGUGACCAGCCGCAUGGAGCACGCCCUGACGGCUCGAUAUCCCCGGACCCGCUACGCCGUGGGCUGGGACGCGCGGACCUUCUGGCUCCCGCUGUCCUACUGUCCGACCGUGGUGGCAGACUUCUUCCUCGUCCGGCUGUUCCCGACCCCGAGAGCUGUCUGAGUGGGUACACCCCUUCCUGCGCGGAAGGCUUCUGAAUAACGCAAUCAAAGCACGGAUAAACAUUGUCUAGGAGUUAGCCAUUGUUUCAUGAUUUAUUACUGAAAAACAACCUCCCCGGCUGAAAUAUCAAAGUCAGCAAAGAAGAAAUGAGUUUGAUCAUGCUCAAGUUUCCUCAAAGUAGGCCUACCAUACUCUGUUAUGAAGACCUAUGGUGGUAGGUCGCUCGAAAUGGACAACCUUUUGUCAUAUUUCGUACUGUCUAUUAACUAAAAUGAGGUAUAUUAUACGUGAAAGAUUAAGGAAUGAUACUUUUUGUUCAAUGAAAAAUAUAUAAUAAUGCAAUUUUAAUAAGCUAUCAUGAUUAAACUAUACAACACAA